AUGACAACCACCUUGCUGUCUAUAGCAACGUGCAUAGCUCUUUCAAAUGGUCUGGGUAGGCAUUUCGCGGGCCUUGGCCUGUUUGGUAUGGAAGCAUUCAUAAAGACAUUCUACAUCUGCAACGCGGCGUAUUGUAUGGCCACAACUUUUAUCAAACUCGCCUUGCUCUCUCAGUAUCUCACGAUGUUUGAGUUCGGGUCGCUGUCAUUUAGACUAACCAUGAUCGUUGCCAUCGUCACGGCGAUGUGGGGUCUGGCGUAUUCUACCAUCGCCUGGUUUCCCUGCGACCCCGUCUCGUCUCAAUGGAAACUCACGCAACCGGCCACGGCACGCUGGGGGUUCGGCUCUUCAGAUCUUGGAAUCUAUAGAAGGACGUACGUUAGCCAUGUUGCAACGAAUAUGGUGCUUGACGUGCUGGUGUGCGGUCUACCGCUUCCUUGGGCCUGGCAGCACGCGGCUCAAAAGAGGUCUAUUUACGGCGUCGUUUUUCUUUUCGUCCUCGGCGACAUUGUCGUUGCCAUUGGCGUCAGUCGUCUCGUCUCCAUUGUCAACACGGCUGCAGGCACAUAUCCCAUCCUCGAUCCGUCUUGGUAUGGUUGUGUGCCUGCCGUACUUGCAACAGUCGAAGUGAAUUUGGCAACAGUCUGCGCGUCUAUCCCGAUCGUUUGGCCAGUCACUCAGAGAGCUUUGAGCAAAAUCUGGGUCACAAGAGAGUUUGAAGUUAUUUCAGAACCUCGGGACUUCCGUCUGAAGUCGACUGCGUCAUCUUACGACAGCGAUCUUUUGGAUAGAAUGCCAAUCUCGUCAAUCAGCGGCGGGCCGACACGUUCGACGACAGUCCAAGCAACGUUAAGUGGUUGA
This is a messenger RNA of Colletotrichum lupini, 861 nucleotides long. RefSeq lists its product as uncharacterized. Bases 1 to 861 code for a protein of 286 amino acids. The transcript is spliced from 4 exons. NCBI's taxonomy places the organism in Eukaryota, Fungi, Ascomycota, Sordariomycetes, Glomerellales, Glomerellaceae. The record is from RefSeq and is a predicted model, not a curated record.